AUGGAGGAGGUCCCCCUGGUCAGGAGUUGCACUCAAGUCCCUUUGGAAAAUUUCUGGAAGGCUGUUUUAGUUUACCACAAUAGGCCCCACGUGAUCAAUCGCAAAUUAGCAGCGAUUGUGCCCCUUAUCUUUUGCAAAAUCACACUCAACUGCCCUGGCGUUAAACGCCUGAGGGACGUUUUCACCUGGGAGUCCCUCAUAUACGAAGUUAGAAAGUUACCCGACUUGUCCCAAAUCACUCCACAAUUUAUUAAAAAUAUCACGGAAAUUUACGACAAAAAAGCCACAGUUGAGGAAACGGCGCUAGAGACAUUGGAUAAUUGUUACGAGGGCACUUUUCUAUCAAUUCGACAGUUACUUUCGCGCAAAAACAACGAAAAAUGCCUUGAAAUCGCAAUUUUUGAUAAAGACACCCAAACUGUUACUUUUCUCGCCGCUCAAGAACAAACCAGUCCGAUCAUAGCCCCCCGAUUUCCCUACCACAUCCACUUGACCAAAUCGGGACACCUGACUAUCAUUUUGAACGAAUUUGAAAUUGCCGAAACGGCAAGUGCUGAAUGGCUUGCCGAUAAAUUAUUUCCAAAAUUGAUGAAAUGGAGCGAAAACGACAUUAGUGACGAUUCUGUGAUAAAAUCUCUGAGUCUUGUAGCCCCUAGUGACUACUGCACGCUUUACUCCGAAUUGAAGGUGAAAUACGGCAGAGAUUUGGUCGAAAAGUGGCCACAAAAAGCCAAAACUGAUCCCCAAAAAUACGUUUUUGAGGACAUCGCAAUCGCGGCUUACUUGAUCAGUUUAUGGCGGCAUUUAAAGACUGAAAAUAUCAAUUUCGUGGACUGUGGGUGCGGCAAUGGUCUCCUCGUCUAUAUUUUAAACAAGGAGGGUUUCAAGGGCUGUGGUUUCGAUAUUCGAAGUCGGCAAGUUUGGGAGAUUUACGGGGGCGAAGCCGACCUUCGCACAGGUGCAGUCACCCCAGAGUCAAUUUAUCCGGACGCCACUUGGCUCAUUGGUAAUCACUCGGACGAGCUAACACCUUGGAUUCCGAUCAUUGCACUCAACAGUUCACCCAAGACGAAUUUUUUCGUUCUGCCUUGUUGCCCGUACGACUUAAGUGGUCGCAAAUAUGUUAGAAUUAACGCUGCAUUAAGCCAGUAUGGGGACUAUUUGGAUUAUGUUAAAAAUAUUUCCACAAUGUGUGGAUUUACGACGUCGGUUGACAAGCUGAGGAUUCCGUCAACGAAAAGAACUUGCCUUGUGGGAAACAAAAAUGAGCCCGAGCUUGAGGAAACUAGGCAAAAAAUGAAGGAAUUUGUUGAAAAAAAUACAAGGGACUUUGUGCCGCGAGCAGCGGUCGAGAAAGUUCGUAACUGUACGAGGCUGGACCCGGAUUUGAAGAAAAAAAUAAUUAAUUUGAUCGUUGACGAAUUACUUCAAACACCUUGUGAUUCCGAAAUCUCGGACUGGAAAACCGGGGGGACAAUGUCUUUGGAAGAAUUGAGCCAGAAAAUUUCAAGCGAGGACCGCAAGGCGCUUAAAAAUGAAUGUGGGGGGCUCCAAACUCUAAUAAAAAAUCACAGAUAUAUUUUCGAACUGCGCAAAACUUGGGUUACACUACGUGCCCCCCAAACCCUUAAACAAACCGACAAAUACAAGGACAAACCCUGCUGGUUCCACGAAAAUUACCCGUACGGUUGCUUGCACUCCGCUGAAAUUUGUUGUUACAAACAUGUAGAAAAGAAUUAAUUUUUUAUUUGUAAAAAAGUUUGAACAAUAAAAUUUUUGAAGCAUC
Tribolium castaneum (red flour beetle) is the source of this 1786-nucleotide messenger RNA. RefSeq lists its product as uncharacterized. Bases 1 to 1740 code for a protein of 579 amino acids. The transcript has a single exon. Gene Ontology annotation, biological process: tRNA methylation. Gene Ontology annotation, molecular function: tRNA (uridine) methyltransferase activity. NCBI's taxonomy places the organism in Eukaryota, Metazoa, Arthropoda, Insecta, Coleoptera, Tenebrionidae. The record is from RefSeq and is a predicted model, not a curated record.